This is a messenger RNA of Ramularia collo-cygni, 696 nucleotides long. Its product is annotated as probable manganese superoxide dismutase. Gene Ontology annotation, biological process: superoxide metabolic process. The coding region runs from base 1 to 696 and encodes 231 amino acids. NCBI's taxonomy places the organism in Eukaryota, Fungi, Ascomycota, Dothideomycetes, Mycosphaerellales, Mycosphaerellaceae. Gene Ontology annotation, molecular function: superoxide dismutase activity; metal ion binding. The record is from RefSeq and is a predicted model, not a curated record. Gene Ontology annotation, cellular component: mitochondrion. The transcript has 3 exons.
AUGUCCGCCACACUCCUCCGACAGAGCGUCUUACGUUCAGCUGUACGAUCCGCGGCUCCAUCGGCGACGAAGAGAGCUGCUCUUGCCGGCACCACCUUCACUCGCGGCAAGGCUACUCUUCCAGACCUGGCCUACGACUAUGGCGCCCUUGAACCUGCCAUCUCCGGCCAGAYCAUGGAGCUCCACCACUCCAAGCACCACAACACCUACGUGACCUCGUACAACACCCAGAUUGAGAAGCUGCAGGAGGCACAGCAAAAGGGCGACAUCCAGACGCAGCUUGCUACACAAGCAAUGGUGAACUUCCACGGAGGUGGACACGUCAACCACACACUCUUCUGGGAGAACCUCGCACCAAAAUCGCAGGGCGGUGGUGAGCCUCCCAAGGGUGCUCUCGCCAAGUCUAUCGACUCCCACUUCGGCUCGCUGGACUCUUUCAAGAGCCAAAUGAACACCGCACUCGCCGGCAUUCAAGGCUCUGGAUGGGCCUGGUUGGUGCAAGAUGUACAGACCGGCGCCAUCCAAAUCAAGACAUAUGCCAACCAGGACCCUGUCAUUGGACAAUUCCGCCCAAUUCUUGGAAUUGAUGCCUGGGAGCACGCAUACUACCUGCAAUACCAGAACAAGAAGGCCGAAUACUUCAGCGCAAUCUGGGACGUGAUCAACUUCUCUGCCGCUGAGAAGAGACUCAAGUAG